Prunus armeniaca (apricot) is the source of this 885-nucleotide messenger RNA. NCBI's taxonomy places the organism in Eukaryota, Viridiplantae, Streptophyta, Magnoliopsida, Rosales, Rosaceae. The record is from the annotation of a GenBank genome assembly.
AUGAUACUAUCCUUCUCCACUAAGAAUGCAACCCCCGAGACAUACCGCGACUUCAUACAAGCUCUGCGAGAACAACUCACAGCCGGACGACCCACAUCACACGGUAUACCGGUGCUGCCUCGAAGAGAAGAUGUGCCGGACGCGCAGCGCUUUCUUCUUGUUGAUCUCACAAACUCUCAAGGCAAUACCAUCAGGCUCGCAAUCGAUGUGGUCAACGCUUACGUGGUGGGUUAUGCUGCAGAUGGUCGAGCCUAUCUUCUUCAAGAAAAUGCUCGUGAUAAUCGGCCUCCAAUCCACACUUUAUUCCGCGACGCCACCACUCGGAUUGAUCUGGGCUUCGACGGCAGCUACGGCGGGCUUUCGCGGGUUGCACGAGAAGCAGUAGAACGGAAUACCCCACGUAAUCGUGCUCGUAACCGAGCUGGGGCAAGUGCGCAUGACCAUACACCUGUGCUUGAGCAAAUCCCCAUGGGACGCAAUGAACUAGAUACAGCCAUCAGCUUGUUGCACUCCGCGUCAUCCCCAACCAACCAAGCCUUAGGGUUUAUCGUCAUCAUUCAGAUGCUGUCAGAAGCGGCAAGGUUCCGGGCCAUUGAGGGACUAGUCCGCACUACCAUGCGGGAAACGUACGAUCCCCUUAUGCGAGGCAUUGCAAUGGAGAGCCUGGAAACCCAUUGGUCUGAUCUCUCCGAACAGAUCCAGAGGGCACAGCAGCGCAAUGAAACAGGCUUCGAGAGGGCUAUUGUACUCCACAAUGUCGGAAAUGAACGCCGCGAAGUAAACAGUGUUGAUUCACCCUUCGUUCGGGGUGUCGCGAUGCUGCUCUACGACCGAAACGGAAAUUGCAACCCUGGAUCUGGACCUCAUCGUCAUGAUGAAUUGUAA